Messenger RNA from Ziziphus jujuba (common jujube), 4886 nucleotides. RefSeq names its product TMV resistance protein N-like. Gene Ontology annotation, molecular function: ADP binding. NCBI's taxonomy places the organism in Eukaryota, Viridiplantae, Streptophyta, Magnoliopsida, Rosales, Rhamnaceae. The record is from RefSeq and is a predicted model, not a curated record. Gene Ontology annotation, biological process: defense response; signal transduction. The transcript has 7 exons. Bases 401 to 4498 code for a protein of 1365 amino acids.
AUAUUAAUUAGAAGAUUGGUCUGCUGAAUUUCGUGGGACGUUCAAGGAAGAAUGGCAAGCAGUUUCGACCCCUUAUUAAUUUAAUCUUUUUUAUUAGUCAAAGAAAAAAAAAUCUCAAAUAUAAUUACAGACGCGUUAAUUGAGUCAUCUAAUUAAGUCUUCUCAUCGUUUCUUGGAAGGUUCAAGAUAUGGUGAAACUUCUUCCAAACUCCCUUUUAUCUUGCUCUCAAAACAGAGAAACAGAGCGUUUUGGUAUCGGAAUCGGAGACGAGCAAGCUUGGUAAUUUACUUCUGUUUGCAUCUUUAUUUUCUUACAAACUCCCUUUUAUCUUGCUCUCAAAACAGAGAAACAGAGCGUUUUGGUAUCGGAAUCGGGGACGAGCAAGCUUGGGUUACAAACAUGGCUUCUUCUUCUUCUUCUUCUUCUGCUCAAGAAAAGCAUGAUGUGUUUCUAAGUUUCAGAGGUGAGGACACCCGUUUUGGUUUUACUAAGAAUCUCUAUCAUGCUUUGCGUGGAAAGAAUAUCCAAACCUACAUGGAUGAUCAAAAGCUUGAAAGUGGCCACGAAAUCUCACCACAACUUAUGGAAGCGAUUAAGGAAUCUAAGAUUUGCAUCAUAGUUUUGUCCAAAAAUUUUGCAUCAUCGACAUGGUGUUUAAAUGAAUUGGUGCACAUACUUGAAUGCAAAGGAAAUGAGAAUGUUAUACCGAUUUUUUAUGACAUAGAUCCAUCCAUUGUACGGAAAUUAUCGGAUAUUUAUGGAGAAGCAUUUGUGAAACAUAAACAAAACUUUAAGGACAAAAAGGAGAAGGUGGAGCAGUGGAGGCGUGCUCUAGAAAAUUUGGCUAAUCUGUGUGGUUAUCAUUCAAAGAAUUUCGGGGAUGAGCAUGAGUUGGUUAACAAAAUUGCUAAAGAUAUUUUAUUGAAAUUGCCCAAGUACCAACUAACAAAUUAUGGAGACCUCAUUGGAAUUGAAGAGCCCCUCAAGGAAAUUGAAUCAUUAUUAAGCAAUGGCCAAAUGGAUGUUCGCAUCAUAGGUAUUUGGGGCAUGGGAGGUAUCGGUAAGACCACCCUUGCUAGCAUUGUGUUUCAAAGAUGGUCAUAUUCUCAUUUUGAUGGUUAUUGCUUUCUUGAGGAUACUCCAGAAGAAGCAGAUAAUACAAAUCACUUGAGAUAUAGACUUCUUUUUGCGUUAUUAAAGGAUAAAACUCUUUUAAGCAUGAACACUCCGGAUGUAGGAUCAACAUUAAUUCAAAAUAGACUCCUCUCUAAAAAGGUUUUUAUCGUUUUAGAUAAUUUGAAUGGGAGAAGUUCCAAAUUAAUUGAUUUGUUGGAAGGAUAUCAACUUGGUAUUGGAAGUAGAAUCAUUGUCACAAGUAGAGAUAAGCAACUGCUUGUGACAAAGAAUUGUCAAAUUUACCAGUUGAAGGGUUUAUAUGACCAUGAUGCUCUUCAGCUCUUCCGUUUCCAUGCUUUUGGAUCAAAUUCACUUGCAACAGGUUAUGAGGCUUUAUUAGAAAGUGUUGCACAUUAUGCAAAGGGCAAUCCAUUAGCUCUUAAAGUCUUAGGUUCUUCCCUUAAGUACAAAAGCGUAGAAGAAUGGAAAAGUGCAUUGGAUAAGCUGAAAACAGAUCCAGAUCCUGAAAUUAAAAAAGUGUUAAGAAUAAGUUAUGAUGGAUUAGGCGAUAAAAGCAUCCAAGGUAUUUUUCUUGACAUUGCAUGCUUCUUUAACAAUCAAGUACCUAGGGAAGAAGUAGAAAGCAUAUCAAACCAUGCAACAAUAGGAAUAAGUGUUCUCAUUGAUAAAUCCUUAAUAAUAUCUGAAUGGUAUAGAAUGUUGCGAAUGCAUGAUUUACUACGGCAAAUGGCUCGGGCAAUUGUUUGUGAUGAAAGCAGAGAUUGUGGCAAUCGUAGUAGGCUAUGGAAUAAUAAGGAUUCCUGCCAUGUAUUGGAAAGAAAUACAGGAACCUCUGCAAUUGAAGGCAUAUUAUUGGAUCUGUCUCAACUCAGAAAAGAUGUAAAAGUGACCCGUACGGCAUUUUCAAAGAUGUUCAAUCUACGACUUCUUAAAUUGCAUUUGGAUAAAAGAUUUCCCCCUUAUAAUUGCUCCAGAUACCCCAGUGGAGAAUGCAAUUUCAGAGUCAGUCUUUCUGAUGGGGUUGAGCCUUUUGUUUCGGAUGACCUAAAAUAUUUUCAGUGGGAUACAUACCCUUUGAAAUAUUUGCCAUAUUUUAAUCCCGAGAAUCUUGUUCAACUUAUUAUGCGUGAGAGCCAACUUGAACUUCUUUGGAAUGAAGACCAGCGACAGCCACUUGAGCUGGUGAAGUUAAAGAAGAUCGAUCUUAGUUAUUCUGAGCACCUUAUGCAAAUACCAAAUUUGUCUCGGGCUAUAAAUCUUGAAGUUUUGAAUCUUCAAAGUUGCAGCAGUUUGGUUCAACUUCCUUCAUUUUUUCAGAAUCUUGGCAAGCUUCAGUUUCUACAUUUGCAGGUUUGCUACAAUCUUGAAGAUGGCUUAGAAAAUCUUCCAAUCAAUGUAAGAGAAUUAUACCUGGAUAGGACAGCAAUUAAAAGUUUGCCGGAGAGCAUUUGGAAGUUGAAAUAUCUAGAACGGUUGGAUCUUUCUUUUUGCCGAAACUUGAGAAAGAUUCCAGAAAUCUUGUGCCAUAUGAAAUUCUUGGUGGAAAUUAUGUUAUAUGGAACAGAGAUUGAAGAGUUGCCGAAGUCAAUUGACAAUCUAACCCGUCUUAAAACUCUAUGUCUUGCGUGCAAUAAGAUCAUUAAGUUUCUUCCAAACAGCCUAUGUAAAUUAUUGCAUCUUCAAGAGUUGUACCUUAGGGAAUGUUCAUCACUUGAAGAAUUGCCUCCCCUUCCACGUGGUUUGAGGAAAUUGGAUAUAGGAAAAUGUGAGAGACUGAAAUCAUUACCAGAGCUUCCAUCAUCUUUAGAUUAUUUGUGUCCAGUGGAAUGUUCAUCACUUGAAGAAUUGCCUCCCCUUCCACGUGGUUUGAGAAAAUUGAAUAUAGGAAAAUGUGAGAGACUGAAAUCAAUAGCAGAGCUUCCGUCAUCGUUAUUUGAUUUGUGUGCAAAGGAAUGUUCAUCACUUGAAGAAUUGCCUCCCCUUCCACAUGAUUUGGGUACAUUGAAUAUAGUAAAAUGUGAGAGACUGAAAUCAUUACCUGAGCUUCCGUCAUCUUUAAAUUAUUUGAGGGCGAAUGAAUGUUUAUCAAUUGAAGAAUUGCCUCCCCUUCCACAUUGUAUGGUGAAAUUGAAUAUAAGAAAAUGUGAGAGACUGAAAUCAAUAGCAGAGCUUCCGUCAUCGUUAUAUUGUUUGUUUGCAGAGGAAUGUUCAUCACUUGAAGAAUUGCCUCCCCUUCCACAUGAUUUGGGUACAUUGAAUAUAGGAAAAUGUGAGAGACUGAAAUCAUUACCAGAGCUUCCGUCAUCUUUAUAUGAUUUGUGUGCAGAGGGAUGUUCAUCACUUGAAGAAUUGCCUCCCCUUCCACAUCAUUUGCGGCAACUGAAUAUAGGAAAAUGUAAGAGACUGAAAUCAUUACCAGAGCUUCCGUCAUCUUUAUAUGAUUUGUGUGCAGAGGAAUGUUCAUCACUUGAAGAAUUGCCUCCCCUUCCACACAGUUUGCAUAUAUUGAAUAUAGGAAAAUGGGAGAGACUGAAAUCAUUACCAGAGCUUCCAUCAUCUUUAAAAGUUUUGAAAGCAAACGACUGCACAUCGUUGGAGGCAAUAUCAAGCUGGGGGUAUGCAACCGCACAAAAAAAAUUUUACGAAGAUCCGUUUUUUUCGUUUGAGAACUGUAUAAAACUGGAUGACAACACACUCAACAACGUAAUUGCUAAUCAUGUGCACCAUCAAGUUUCAUCUGCUGAAGAUGAUACUCUGUAUGUGUAUCCAGGAGACGAAAUCCCAGAGUGGUUCAGCUAUCAAACUGGCGGUCAAGAUUCAAUCAGUAUCCAUCUUCCUCCAAAUUGGUUUAAACUGGGAUUGAGAUUUGCCAUUUGCUUUGUUUAUGUUGUGCUGAACGGUUAUUAUGAUCAACUUAUCGAAGUUGAAUACGAAUUCAAUUUCAAAGCCAACACUAGUAACGGCGGUGAUGAACUUCUUUACAAGCAUGGUGGUGAGCUUACAAGAUUUUUGGGAAGAAUUAUUGAUUCAGAUCAUGUGUCAAUUGUUACGCAACCUCACAACCGCAGAGGAUUCUUUUGGCCUAUUUCUGAUGGUGAAUUGUUAGAAGUGUUUGGGCCAAACUGGUCCUCUAUCUGUCGCAACAUUACCGAGGCUUCUUUCCGUGUAUUCCACGAGGAUCAGAACGGUGUGAUUAUGAACAUAAAAAAGUUUGGGAUUCACCCCCUUAACAAUGGGUUUGAGGAGCCAAAUGUAGACGGGGACAGUACUUCUAAAAGAGGGUUUGGUGAAUGUUCUUCUGAUCAACCCAAUGGAUACCAACACAACCAUGACUCGCAUCCUCACAAUAUUUCCAAGUGAAUCAAGCUUAAGGGAUAAUAUAUUACCGUUUCUUUUUCAAAUGAAUAGAUAACACUAAAAGCUUUGAUGGAGGUCAGGGAGAGAGAGAGAGAGAGAGAGAGAGAGAGAGAGAGAGAGAGAACGCAGUAAGAAGGGCAAAACAGAGGGAUAAAGGGAGAUAAGGUUGACCGCCCGGUAACCGCAGAGCUCUUAGUUUGUUAUACAAGGGAGUGGAAAGGAGGGAAGAGAAACAGUCAAGCUCUAAUGGCCUACAAUUGUUCUUUUUUUUGUUCAAUUAUUUUUUUUUUUUUGGGAAUUAAACUCUUAAAUAUUUUUACACUUUUUUUUUUUAGUUUAUAUAUUUUUUAGCGUUGUUACUUUUUUUUUAUUUGGGGGGAGAAUUUGCACA